Messenger RNA from Polypterus senegalus (gray bichir), 5098 nucleotides. RefSeq names its product dolichol kinase (gene dolk). NCBI's taxonomy places the organism in Eukaryota, Metazoa, Chordata, Cladistia, Polypteriformes, Polypteridae. Gene Ontology annotation, cellular component: endoplasmic reticulum membrane. The transcript has 3 exons. Gene Ontology annotation, molecular function: dolichol kinase activity. Gene Ontology annotation, biological process: dolichyl monophosphate biosynthetic process. The record is from RefSeq and is a predicted model, not a curated record. Bases 450 to 2015 code for a protein of 521 amino acids.
CAGCCACUCAGGUUAUCAGCAUGGCGGUACGCUGCUGUGCAAGGUCUGAAAAAGCGAGAAAAGCACCAAAUCAUCAAAAGGGCUGGCAUCCCAUUUGAGAUGCGACGGGACGCAGCGGGGGGGAACCCUGAGUCUUUGUGUCUUCGGAUAGGGGCUGCUAAAGACAUAUGUUUCAAGAGUUUUAAGAAAAUGACCCUCCAUCUACCAAUCCAUCCAUUAUCAUAGCCUGCUUAUACAGGACAGGGCUGUGGGGGAGCUGGAGCCAGUCCCGGCAACCAUCGGAUGCAAGGCAGGAGCAACACCUGGACAGGGCAAACACGGGCCAGUUUAACAACGCCAAAGAAAUGCAGGUGACCCUGUGGUGAGCCGCGUCGUCUUACUCUGUGAAAUAAGCGGGAGUGACCCAAAAUACACGCAAGUCGGAGAAUCGAGCCUCCUCCAACAUCACGAUGAGCAGCCUGGUGCUCGUGGAGUCCUUGGUGGUGUUCACUAUUGUCCUCUGUGUCCACUUUGUCAUCUGGGACCAGCUUUCUUGGUGCUCAAUUGCCUUAGCCAUCCAGGCCUUUUACGUUCAACACAAAUGGGACCGCUUGCUGAAAUCAGGGGGGGCCGUCUUUCAUUUUAGGCCUUCUGCCAACAGUGGCAUCCUCCCCGCCUGCAUGGCCAUGCCACUCCUAGGAUUGGUCCUGAAGGAGCGCUGUCAGGCGUCAGGGAAUGUCUAUUUUGAGCGUCUCUCGAUGGUGGUCACGGCAGCUGGUAUGACGCUGGCACUGUUUCUCUCCUUAAUCGCUCUCGGUAUCACGCGGCCCGUCCCCACUAACACGUGCAUCAUUUCUGGCAUCGCCGGCAGCGCCGUUAUCUACACUGCCAAGCAAGUGCUGACCGUCUCCGAAGUGAUCGAGGUCUUGGAGGUGCUCUUGAUCUUUGUCUACCUCAGCCUGAUCGUUUUAUAUCUCCUUCCUCGCUGCUUCACCCCUGGCGAGGCGCUAAUCGUCGUCGGAGGCAUCAGCUUUGUCAUCAACCAGCUUAUCAAACGCUCCCUCAAUGUCUCCGAGAUCCGAGGAGACCCGGUGACUCACUUUUUGCUGGUCGCGAUAGUGGGGUCCUUGCUGGUGGGAAUUUUCUUUGCGCUCCUUUUUUGCUUCAUGGAAUCGGAGACCUGGGUAUCGUCCCUGUUUUUUCACAUGAUGACGGCCGUUCUGGGCUUGGGGAUCAUCCUGCCGUGGCUCGCCCUUCUGAUUCGCAGGCACCCCCUCAUGUGGCUGAUAGACUUCGUGCGGCUCAGCACCGUGCGGCUCUAUUUGCUGAGCUAUUGGCUGUUCUUGGCGGUUCUGGCCUCUGGGAUUGUGCUGCAGCAGAACUUCAAACGAGGCGAGUCGAAGAAACACCAGGCGUCCACGGUGGUGAGGAAGUACUUUCAUCUGAUUGUGGUGGCCACUUUUGUGCCCGGCUUAAUUUAUGACCGGGAGCUCCUGCACGUGGCAUCUGUGUUGUGUCUUUCAGCAUUUCUUCUCCUGGAGUACGUCCGGUAUUUUCGCAUCAGACCCUUAGGGCGGCUACUUCGGCAGCUGCUCACCCUUUUCCUCGACGAGCGCGAUUCAGGUCCCCUCAUCCUGACCCACAUCUACCUUUUGAUUGGCUUAGCUCUCCCCGUGUGGCUUUUCCCUGGACCUUGCACUUCUAAGGGGACCUUUUCUGGACCAGGAGGGUUGGUGCCUUACGCCGGUGUGCUGGCUGUAGGAGUUGGGGACACGGUUGCCUCAGUCUUUGGAAGUAGCCUUGGAGAGAUUAAGUGGCCUGGGACCAGGAAAACCGUGGAGGGGACAGCCACCUCAGUCUUUGCACAGAUCAUCGCUGUGGCUUUGCUCCUCAUCUUUGAUGGGACGAUUAACCUGAAUGCAAGCUACUCUUGGAUUGUGAGCUCGAUAACGUUGGUUUCUUUACUUGAAGCCUUCACGAGUCAAAUUGACAAUCUGAUCCUGCCCCUGUACCUCUUUAUUCUGCUCAUGCUCUGAUAAAUGUGGAGCACCAAGACCCCUGUGUAGAAACAAAUUCUCGUCCAACAUUCACUCUCUGCUCCUUCAGCUAUGAAUGGCGGCGCAGGAGCUUGAAAGUGUUACGACUUUUUCCAAGUCACAUUUUUCUCCCUUUUUUUAUUUCUUUUUUUGAAUCUUUUUGUCUUGAAAUGUAGAACUUUAGAAGAGAGAUCUCCAUGGAGCCCGAGUGCACCUCCGGUCACGUCAAUCAAUACCUGGCUGUUUUACUGUGAAGAACGAGUGUGGAAAUUCUGUGUAAUGAAGGGUCGUAGGGGAAGUGCAGCAGUUAGGGUCGAGCACAGACUGCUGUUCUGGUCAUUCAUUAUUUAUUCUGGUUAAUAAGGAGUGAGGCUAAUCGGCUUACACGGAGUAUUCCAAAAACACGGACAGUAUUGUAGACGUUAAGAAAGUGAAAGGUACAAAAGGUGAAUGACAAGUCGUGCGUUCAGGUCUCCAUCCAUCGUCCAACCCGCUAUAUCCUUACUACAAGGUCACAGGGGUCUGCUGGAGCCAAUCCCAACCAACACCGGGCACAAGGCAGGAAACAAACCACAGGCAGGACGCCAGCCCACCGCAGCAUUCAGGUCCAUAAAGUGGAAUCGGUGGCAUACGGUUACUACCUGACUGGCCGGCCAUUUAAGGGCAUCUGCCAGCAUGAGCCACUGUUUAUUAUGGGGUGCCAUUGGUUAGGAACGGCCCCAUACGUGAUUGACUAAUAGGCCAAUAAAUCAGGAACACAUUAAGAAGUUGGGUUUAUGGGGUCUUUAUUGUCUCGUGUCCAGAGUCCAGUGGAAUUCUGACUUCCGUGUGCUGGUCAACACUGUCCGGUUCUGUGGUCUGAUCAUAGAAGGAAAGCAUACAGUGGAUUUAGAAAGGACUCAGACUCGUCACGUCCUGCCCAUGUUGGCGCGUUUUUGGAUAUCAUUUGACGUGAACACGUUUGCCAUUUUUGCCCAUCAGUGUACACUCAGUAACACAUCCUGACAUUUGCAGAAAGGUUUGCAGUUUAUUAAUCGGCAACUGAAAUCUCUCCUUUAUGCGGAGUAUUCAGACCCUUUAGUUGGUACCGUGGAGGUUUGGAGAAGCCCUUUUGGCAGGAGUCUUCAUGGCCAAGUCUACAAGCUUUGCUCACCUGGAUUUGUGCAGUUGAUUCAGUUCUUCCUGGCAGAUUAGAUUGAAUGGGAGGCGUCUUUAAACUGCCAUCUUGGGUUUCUCCGAGCCUGUUCUGUGCCCACUCAAGGGUCCUGAAGCCAGUUUGGCGUUGUCUUGGCUGUAUGUCUUGCAUCCUCAUUGUGGUGGGCACUCUGGAGCAGCUUUUCUUCAAGCUGCAUUCAACUCCCACCCCUUAAUUCUGCCCAGUCUCCAAGUCCUUAUACCCCUGUGGCACGAUGCUGCCACCACCAUGCUUCACCAUAGGGAUGGCACUAGACAGGUGACGAGCAGCCCGGUCCGUUUUUGUCUCAUCCAUUUAGCUCCUGUAGGCCUUCUUCUCAAGUGUGGCUCUGGUCUGGUCCAAGUGCCACUGCGAUGGUCGUCCUUCCAACAGGUUCUCCCAUUUCAGUAGCAGAUGUCUGAAGCUCUUGGCCUCCUCCUUGAUCAGUUCUCUAGAACAGAGGCCAGAGCGUUCCAGACUUCUUCCAUUUCACAGUUUUUGUGGCCCCUGUGCUCCUGGCAAUACUCGGCGCUUUAGAAAUUGUUUGGUCCCGUUGGCCCGAUCUGUGCCUCGACGUCGGGAGGUCCACAGAGGGGUCCUUGGACUUCGUGGCUUGGUCCAGACCUGCAGUGUGAAUUGUGGGACUUCCUAUUGACGGGUCGACGUGUGCCUUUCUAAAGGACGUCCAGUGAGUUCGUGUUGCCACGGGCCAGUCGAGUUUAGACGCGUCUCAAGGAGCAUUAGAGUACACGGCAAGGGGGCUGAACACGUCCAGGAAGAUCACAUGUUGUCACUUUGUCAUUAGGGUUUACGGAGUGUAAAUUGAUGGGCAGUAAUGUCCAAAGUCACAAUAAAGGGACGGGCACUGAAGACUUUGCGGUUUUCCUGUCGAUUCUAAACAUGGAUGGAGAUUUCUAAUUGGAUCCGAGUCCCGUUAGGGGGACGCACAGGGAUGCAUGUUUUUUUGAAUCACAUGCAGUUGGGCCUUUUCACGUGGAAGAAUAAUUUGAACAAAAUUAAAUACGCAAAUAAAAUAAUGUGACCACACGUAAAUAAUACCAAAUGAUUUUUUGAGCCUAAAUAAUGAAGUGUGUCAUGGAGUAGAUUGUUCUUGAUGUAUUUUCAGUGACCUCGCACACCACAUGAACCUGUCAGAGAUGAGAGGGUGGGUGGGCUCUAGGGAGUCCUGAGCUUGGAUUGGUGGAUCAGUGACUCCGACUUGAGAGAUGACGACGUGUUUCUGGAGUUAAAGUAGCUUCUCCUUGCACUCGUGGCCUCUGUGGACCCCCAGUGCCAACUCUGAGCAGGCGCUUUGGCUCGUUGGGCGACUGGUCGAAAGUGCAGCCUUUAAAGGUGGGUCUGUCAAAUUACUCGACGGGUGAUUACUAUGCUGACAGGUGAAAGUGACUGUUCAUGUUACGUGCUGUGUCACCGGACAAGUGAAGAAAUAACAAGAAACAAACUCCGUCCAUUUCAGACACAUUUCUGCUCAUUUAAUCUUUAGUAUCUGUUUAUCGUCACAUUUCCGUACACAUUACCGUUAUUGAUCUCUAUGCGUAUUUAUUUUUGUCCACAGUGUCCCUGCUUAUAUUUCUAGAUCUAAAAUCCAGAAUUCCGUGGCUUUGACAGAACAUUAAAAGCCUGCACCGUUCGAAUGGCUCCAUUUUGAAUUGUGUGGUUUAAUGGAAUGUCGUUGAAACUCUAAGCUUGGAUGGCGUCGGUGUCUGUCUGUUUAAUGUGACGAAUGUUCUGGAGAAUGAAGGGUCGCAGGAGCAGUGCACCUCUAAGGGUCAAGUAGUGACUGAUGCUGUUAUUUUAAUGAUUUAUUUAUUCUGGGUAAUAAUAAUACAUGCGAUUGCCUUGUGUGUUACUUUUGAAUAUGACUUGCUGCAACGAUAUUUAAAACUCA